This is a messenger RNA of Plasmodium gaboni, 1113 nucleotides long. Its product is annotated as putative ubiquitin-conjugating enzyme E2. The transcript has a single exon. The coding region runs from base 1 to 1113 and encodes 370 amino acids. The record is from RefSeq and is a predicted model, not a curated record. Lineage: Eukaryota; Apicomplexa; Aconoidasida; Haemosporida; Plasmodiidae.
AUGUGGUAUGACAAUGAACGAAUUUUAGAAGAAGAAGGAAUUAGCAGAUUAUUAGUUGGAAGAACGUUUGCAUAUUUCCCAAAAUAUGCAGAUGGUAAUAAUAAUAAUAAUAAUGAUAUAAGUAGCGAAAAUAAAGAGAAUUUAGAUAGUAUAGAUAAUAUAAAAUAUGAUAAUAAGGAAUAUACAUUAAUAACACAAAGAUUAGGUAGAACAAUAAUACCAUUAAAUCCUGAAUUAUUAGCACAAUCUACAUUUGAUCAAGAUAUUAUUGAUGGAUAUUUAAAUGAAAUACAUAAAAAUAUACAUAAUUAUUCUAUACUAACAGAAUAUUCAUUUCUUAUGAAUGAAAUACCAAGAAAUUUUUAUUGUUUACCCCAAAUAGAUAAUUUAUUAAUAUGGGAUGUUUUUAUAAUGUUAUAUAGUACUGUAUAUAAAAAUGCAAAAUUAAAAUUACAAAUACGUUUAAGUCAUAAUUAUCCAAAUACAUGUCCAGAAGUAUUUUUUAUAACACCCAUAUUCCAUCCUUUAGUUAAUAUUCAAACAGGAAAAUUAAAUUUAGGCACUAGUCUCUCUAAUUGGGAUCCUAGUUGCCAUUAUAUGUCUCUUAUAUUUUUAUAUAUAAAAAACCUCUUUUAUUUACAAGAGGAAUAUAAUAAAGAAACUGUAGAAAAUCAAGAAGCGCUUUUUUUAUUAAACAAUGAUAAAGAUGAAUUUAUUAAAAAUGUUCAAAAAUAUAUAAAUCUGGGUAAUAAAAAAAUAUAUGAUCAUAUGGAAAAUUGUAUGUUUAACUUUAAUCAAAAGGAAGAACAUAUUGAAAUAAAAGAUAAGUUGGAAAAUAUUAAAACUGAUCAGGUAUGUGCUAGAAAGGCUGAGGCCUUUAUACACUGGUUGAUAAAUGAAUACUCGAUGGAAAGCACAAUGGGGGAUGAGGAAAGUAUAAAUGGAGAAGAAAAAAAAAUAAAUGAUAAUGAGAACAAUAUAAAUACCGAUGAGAAAAAUAAGGAAAGCAUAAAAAGGGAUGACACAAAUGAGGAAUAUAAUCAAAGUGAUAAUAUAAAUGUUGAAAAAUAUUCAAUGGAUAAUUAUAUAAAUAAUGUUAAUACAAAUGAAUAA